CCAUUUAAAGACAGAUCACUCUGACGAAAUAAUGUUCUCUGACGGUCGUGUUUUAUCUAAUAACCUUUAUCGAGUGCACUAAAGAGAAUGUCGUCUGAUGGGAAACCCGGUGUAAUACCUGUUGCAAAAGCUGGAUUCGUUGAUGGAGGUAACUACGAGACGUAUCGUCCUGGAUAUACAGACGAAGUUGUUAAAGAAGUCAUUUCAAUGGCAACGGACUCCGUGGAAUCCUGUGAUGAUGAUUGUGAGUACGACAUCUUAGAGUUAGGAGCGGGAACAGGCAAAUUUACAGAAUGCUUGUUCAAACUCUGUCCUCAGGGAAUGAAAGUACUUGUUACAGAACCCUCUUCUGAUUUCGUCAAAACGUUGGAAGAAAAAAAUCCUGGUGUGAAUACAAGGCAGUGUAGUGCAAACAACAUACCACUUCCUGACAAUUCUGUUAAAGCUAUAAUUGCUGCCCAGUGCUUUCAUUGGUUUGCAAACGAUGAAAACAUUACCGAAAUCGUCCGAGUGUUGAAACCUGGAGGGAAUUUCGUUCUAGUUUGGAACAUUUUAGAUGAGAAAUCACUUUUAAAUGCCGAUUUCCAAAAAUUUAUUUUAAAAUGGAUAAAGGACACACCCCAGUAUUAUGACAUGAGAUGGGAAAAAUUUCUUGACAGUUGUGACAAGGUUCGCUUGGUUUCAAGAAAAUGUUUUGAUGGACCUGCUUUCAAAGGUUCUAUUGAUCAUCUAGUGCGUUUAAGGACUACAUUCAGUUACAUUCAAAGCCUUGAGGACGAUCAGAAAGAGAAAGCAUGCGAAGAAAUACGAGAAUUCUAUGAAAACCAUCCUGAGGGAAAAGGGAAGGAAUUUCUCACUCAUCCCAUGAUUACAGACGUCAUACACUACAAAAUCUCGAAAAAAUAAAUAAAUUAUAAUUAUACAUUAUUUCUAGUCAUCACUAUUUCAAACAUCUCACCAUCUCAUUGAGAACAGAAGCAUGUGUGUUUACUCUGAAUUUUAUACAUGUGAUGAAGAAUAAAAUUAAAUAUCAAAAGCUUGAUAUACUAUUUUUAUUUAAUAACAGAGUUUAAGUUUAUCGCUUUGUGAAGAUGCAUGGAUAUUAAGUUUUGUGAUUGUUAAGGACAGUUUACUUGACAAUUUUUAAUUAGUGUUCCUCAAUUGAAACUUGACAUUCUAGAUGUUGUUUUUAAUGAAACUUUGAAUUGUAAAACAAUGUAUUCUCCGGAAAAUAAGAAAAAACACAGUGCACAAGCCAAAACGUAACCCAAAUAACAUUUAGAUAUGCUUGGAGAUUAUUUUGUUAGGAUGUUUAAUGUCAUAAUUUGAAGUAAAGUCUUCUAAAUAUCAUAUAUUACUUCCGAAGCUUGUAAAUUGGAAUCAAAACUGAGCUGGAAAUAUAAAGAUAUAAUUUGUAAUACUUUGAACAACCUUAAAGAUGCAAAAAUCAAAGUAUUUUGUUUAAAUACUGACAAUCACUAUAAAUUGUGCCUCAAUUAUACAUAGAAAACCAAAAUCAACAUAUAUCAAAGCCCUAAUAAUCAUUGCUGUAUAGAUUUAAUAUCAUUUUUAAAUUAAGCCAGAGUAUAUCAAAGCCAUAAUUAUUAUUACUAUAUAAAUUGUGUGUACCAUAUGUUUCAGUAGACAUUAUAACUACAAAGAUAUUUGUUAAGUGCAUGCAAAUACUAUCUCUAAUUUUAUUAUUAAAAACUAUUUAAUAUUUCUCUGGUCUUGAUUAUGAGAUCUUUAAUACUGUAAGUCCUUUCAAUUUCAUGGUGUUAAGAUUUUACGAUUUUUCAAAGUACACAUCGUGAUUACUUUAAUUUCUCGCUGCAAAAUAUUAAUCAAAGGUUCAUAUAAGCAUUAAACACUUUUAAAAAGUAAUGUUAGCAUUCACGCUGGGAUUUAUUUCGUGGAAAACUGAUAAAUCGCGAUCAAAACGAUAUUAAAACCAUCGUGGCUGUUGCCUAUCUACAGUAUAUUUUUUGUAUUAUUUUCAAGACAUGUCAUUUUGUGCACAGACAAGUAAGCUGGAAAGAGGGAUGUCUCAGUUUUUUUUCGAAAGAUCUUGUUUCCAAUUUCAUUUAUUACAUAUACAUGUAUUCUGCUAUUGUCUGCAUAUCAUUUUUUUUUCGCUUUUCUAAUUGGAUAAGGUUUUAAUCCAAGGCAGGUUUCAGACAAAUUAGUUGAUUUUAGAAGGAUUCAAAUAACCUUGCUAAAUAGAAGAAUUUUUUUUAAUCGUAGGAUUUAUAAAUUUUAGAUAAUCUUGUUUACAAAUAUAACCUAUCACUGAGUCAAAUAUUGACUGACAUAAUUUCAUAUCUACAGUUAGGCCUAUUGUUUCUUUCCGAUUAUUUGUCUUGAUGAGUAUGAAAGAAGUGUUAACUGGAAUGUUUUCAUUUAGCUAGUGAUAUGAUUGUACCUAUAUGAAACGUCUGGGUCAAUUUGUAUGCUCUGUUAUUUGUAUUGUUUGUAGUAUUUUAGAGGUAGAUCCAUUUUUAUUUAAAGCGUAAUUAAAGCGCAAA
This is a messenger RNA of Saccostrea cuccullata (small rock oyster), 2525 nucleotides long. RefSeq lists its product as uncharacterized. The record is from RefSeq and is a predicted model, not a curated record. NCBI's taxonomy places the organism in Eukaryota, Metazoa, Mollusca, Bivalvia, Ostreida, Ostreidae. Gene Ontology annotation, molecular function: S-adenosylmethionine-dependent methyltransferase activity. Bases 88 to 906 code for a protein of 272 amino acids. The transcript is spliced from 7 exons.